This is a messenger RNA of Bursaphelenchus okinawaensis, 1200 nucleotides long. The record is from the annotation of a GenBank genome assembly. Lineage: Eukaryota; Metazoa; Nematoda; Chromadorea; Rhabditida; Aphelenchoididae.
AUGACAGUUUGGUUUGUAAAUCCACUGUUUUAUCACAGUGUCAAUGGCGUUUGGCUAUUCACCCCACAUCCACUUGAACUCAAUAUUGUUAAUCGGGACUCGGUAAGGUUAAAAAUGGCAAGAACUUUCUUUACAAAAUACAAAAUGGCAAGAACUUUCUUUACAAAACAUAAAAUGGCAAGAACUUUCUUUACAAAUCAUAAAAUGGCAAGAACUUUUUUUACAAAACAUAAAAUGGCAAGAACUUUCUUUACAAAAACAUAAAAUGCUAAGAAAUUUCUUUACAGAACAUAAAAUGGCAAGAACUUUAUUUACAAAACAAAAAAUGGCAAGAACUUUCUUUCCAAUUAAAAUUAUUUCAAAAUUAUUAAAAUUUGCAGUACCACCAAAUAGUGCACUCGUUCAAUAACUUCACUCUGGCCAUAUCAUUGCCUAUUAUCUAUUUGACCUUCUUCUUGACCAGACCGAAGAAGAACAAUCAACGGUUUUCGAAUUUUGCCAAAAGGGAUAUUAGUGUAGGUUUGAAAUGACAUUUUAGUUAUAAUUUCUAAACCUUUUAGGCUAAGAAAUGACUUUUUAGGCUUAAAAAAUGAGCUUUAGACUUAAAAAUAACUUUUUAGGCUUAAAAAUUAGCUUUAAGCAUGAAAAUCAAUUUUUAGGCUUAAAAAUCCCUUUUUAGGAUUAAAAAAGGAGCUUUAGGCUUAAAAAAAACUUUUUAGGCUUAAAAUGGCUCACAAGGCUUUAGCAUGACUUUUUAGGCUUAAAAUGUAUUUUUAGGCUUAAAACGUGGCUUCUAGAUUAAAAAGUGAUGUUUCAUGAAUUUUUAAGUUAAAAAGUGAAUCUUUAAGCUAAAAUUCACUUUUUAGGCUUAAGACUAAAUUUCCCGAAAAAAAUAUCUUACUUUACCAUUUUUAGUUAUUCGUCCAAUCCAUGUUAGUCACCGGCUCCGUAGCUCUAUGUGCCGGUUCCUACGCCUUCCUGGAGCUUUUCGACUUGUCGGCCGAACUCACCAAGGCCGCUCAUUUCCUUUGGGUUUUAGUUGAAGGAGCACCAUCAGUCGUCUAUCUUACACUGAAUCAAACAAUAUUACACUUGAUAUUUGUUAGGGAUCAGCACCCAUCAACAUCGACCGAAGUUCCUAAUCACUCGAAAAAUGAUAUUAGACCAGCUGUUAAUGUUAUUACUGGCUCAAUAAAUUGA